AGCACGUGGGCGGGGCUUGAGAGAUGGCUCGUCUGUUGCACUCUCUAGCGGUUCUAGUGGCAGUGUUAUGGAGCGUGGAGGCGGCCAGAGAGCAGCAGAGCACUCACACCAACAACUGGGCAGUGCUGGUGUGUGCCUCUCGCUACUGGUUCAACUAUCGUCAUGUAGCCAACACCCUCUCCAUCUAUCGCAGUGUCAAGAGGCUUGGUAUUCCAGACAGGUGUGUCUGAAUAACAAUUAUAGCUGCACCCCUUUUUGUUAAUCAUAUGGUGUAAUACAUUGGAACCCCUCUAAUAAAGACACCAAUGGGACAGAAUAGAGUGCCCAUAAUGUUGGCAAUGUGUGGGUGUUGUGUCUGAUAGUGUGGGUGUCUCUCUCGUUGCCUCCAGCAAUAUCAUCUUAAUGCUGGCAGACGACAUGGCCUGCAAUGCCAGGAACCCACGACCAGGUGGGUAGCCAACGCUACCGUCUUUAACAAUGCCAAUCAACACAUCAACGUGUACGGGGACGAUAUUGAAGUCGAUUACAGGGGCUAUGAGGUGACAGUUGAAAAUUUUCUAAGAGUUUGACAGGGAGGCUGGACUCCAGUGUUCCCCGGUCAAAGAGAUUACUGACUGAUGACAGGAGCAAUGUUCUCAUAUACAUGACUGGUCACGGUGGAGACGGGUUCCUCAAGUUUCAGGACGCGGAAGAGAUUUCCAGCGCCGAGUUGGCAGAUGCGUUCGAACAAAUGUGGCAAAAGAGAAGGUAUAAUGAGCUGAUGUUCACGAUAGAGACUUGUCAGGCAGCCUCCAUGAUACACAAGUUCUACUCCCCCAACAUUGUGGCCAGUGGCAGCAGUCGAGUCGGGGAAGAUGCCCUCUCACACCACAUGGACAGUGCAAUAGGUGUCCACAUCAUUGACCGCUGGACCUUCUAUGCCUGGAGUUUCUCGAGAAAGUCACACCGGCCAGCAAAGCAACUCUCAGAGACUUUUUUGGUUAUUUUGAUCCGGAGAAAGUCAAAUCCCAUCCAGAGCUGAGAACCGACCUCUUCAAAAGAGAUCUCAAUAGAGUGCUAGUGACAGAUUUCUUUGGUAGUGUGAGAAAUACCGAGAUGCUCAACAAAACGGAGCAGGAAGAGACAGAGUCAUUCUUGCAGCAUCUCCACAGCCUUCAGAAUGACUGUUCUAUUGAAGAUACGGACAAUUGCAUCUCAUCACCUCGUCAACCGUCUGAUAUUUCACUGCCAUCGGCUCACAUACUACAGCCCAGCGACCACUUGAAUGUUACUCUGUCAGACGAAACUCGUUUCUCUCUCACUGCGUCCGAAUCGUCUCUCACUCACCAAGUUCUCGGAGUUGUCUUGCUGGCUGCCAUGACCACGGCUGCUGCUAUGGGUCUGUGUACUCUAUUUAAUGCCCACCACACCACAGCGUGAACUGAACACUACAUUGUGCGAGUCAGUCAGAGACCCAUGAAUAUCAUUAUCAGUCAUCACUGUAGUUUUUCGAAUUACAUAGUGCAUUUCAACUGGAAAGUGCUAAAGAAAUGUACAUAACAUAAUAUACAGGUGGAAAUUCAAUUACAAGUCGUAACGAUCUGAGGAGUCUGAUGGCGUGCGCAAGUGUUCGAUGAUUUCAUUGUUCCACGAAACUUUUGUCUUUACACUGCUGGUACUGGUCUCAACUGCACGCUGCAUGAUUCCAUGCUCUGUGGGCGUGGCAUCAUUGUCCUCAUCCCAUCCCAUUCUGCCGCGCUGCGACCCAAUUCCAUACUGGAGUGCCUCCUCGGCCUCGUCUAUCUGGGAGUGUUGCCACGCCCCUUCUCCACGCGGUCCGUUCCUCUGCGGUCUUGGUUCCAGAAUGGGUUGGAAUCCGGGCAGGGUUCGUGGUCUGGGGUGCCCCUCCACUGACGAACGUCUUCCGCUGUUAACUGAACCAUGCCUCUGUCCAUUUGUGUGGCUGUCUGCAGAGCCCCUUCUAGUUUUAUUUGGCUGGUUGUCGAUCGUGCUUCUCCUGAUGUGGCUUGCCAGUGGGGGAGGUGGGUUUUCUAUAGACCCUCUCCGGUCGCGACCUCCAACUGCAUCAUGAGACCCUUGCCUGGAGUGGCUUGGCGUGGCAUCGGUGGAACCACGUCGAGUUUGGCCAGUCAUGUCGCUUGAAUUACGCCGGCUACGGUUGGUCGUAUCGCUGGAGCCUUGUCGACUGUGGCUCGGUGUGUCACUGGUCGAACCGUGCCGGCUGUGGCUUGGUGUGUCGGUCGAGCCGUGACGACUGUGUUUUGGUGUAUCGUUGGAGCCGUAUCGACUCUGGCCCUGUUGACGGUCUACAGAAGCUCUUCUGUGAUGACUGUGGGGCUGGUGAGCCGGUGACUGAACCUGCUGGCUGUCAAGACCACUUUGUCUAUAGUUACCUACCCCCAUUUGUGGGCCAUCGACUGAUCGUUCCGCAUGACCUGAAGAGUGCCCUCUAAGAGACUUCUCCCCAGUUCCGUAUGGAUGAGACCCUCCCUGUACUUGGUAGAACUGGUGAGGAUAGAGAUGUUGUUGAUCUUCAGGACUUGUUGGUAUGCCUCUGUAGUGAAUUGGUGGGUCCAUGUAGCCGUCCCGACCGUGUGUGAAACCGCCGUUAACGUCUGGACUUGGGAGUUCAGAGGCCGUGCUUGUCUCUGUGAACCGAUCAGGGCUGACACCACGGUCAUAUCGAGACGAGACAUUGCUCGCUGUGUCAGUGAGUGCAUCUGGACUUCGAGCACGGUUUUGCCUUCGAGAGUCUCCGGACGAGCGCUCGUUUCUUCCCCUGCUGCUGCGACUGCUCACUCCAGAGUCUGUGUACCGUCUGCUAUAAGGUUCAGGAGGGAACCCUUGGUGCAGUGAUGGUUGUACAGAGAGAGGGCCGAGACCACGAUGCGACGGGCUGCCAACCAUGGAAUGUGGAGGGUGAGAGAGAGGUCCACCGCCGUGAUGAGGUGGGCUACCCACCAACGGUUGGGGAAAGAUGAAGAGAGGACCUCCAGCAUGGUGUGGUGGGCUACCCACUAGUGGCUGUGGAGGCAAAGACAGUGGUCCGAGAUUGUGAUGUGGGGGGCUCCCGACAAGCGGCUGCUGAAAUGUCGGUUGAAACGAGAGCGGCCCGAAGCCACGGUGUGAAGGACUACCAACCGGAGGCUGGGGAGGACCGUAGGAAGUAGGGAUGUACUGCUGGCUCAACUGAGGGUAGCUGGGCUGCGGAUAGUGCAUUGUGGAAGGGUAGUAGGUGGGCUGACUCAACUGGGGAGCAAACAUGGGUACGUCGCUGUAGGUUCUCAUUCUUCCACCGCCACCUACUCCGGGGUAAGGAUGACGGAGUGCAUGUGUCUCAGGGUAGACGUCGGGAUUGUGUAAAUCGUCGAAGUACCGCUGAGGAUAAUCAUCUACUCCCUCGAAUUCGGGAGAGAGUGGGGAAGGGGUGUGUAUUCGGGGCGACAGCAUGGGUCCCUCGGUGUCAAAUGCCUCUGGAUUGCUGAACAUGAGGGGGUCGGGGUCAAAAUCAGGCUCGGCUGUGGGGAGGGUGCGGGGAGGCGUCUUCUUCUUGGCCUUGGGUGUCGAUUCGGGCGUGCGAGUGAGAAACGAGACCCUCUUCUUCUUCAGCGAGCGUCGGAUGCUCGAGCGGAUGUUGUAAGUGAGAGACGUCAGUUUCUCAAGUCGAGACAUUGGUUUCGCUGGAGCUUUCUCGUCUUUCUCCGGCUUUUCAUUGUCUCCUCCUCCCUCUGCCCUUUUUGACAAAGCCGUAGACACUUCUUGAUCAUUCUCGUCCCCUUCUCUCUCCUCCGCUUCGGGAAGAGGCAGGCUUGUGAGCUGCCUCAGGCUCUUCUUCCGCGGUGUCGUGAGGGUUGACGAGCUCCCAGAUUCCGUCACCUUCCACGACACUUCCGCCUUGUUAUGCCGUUGCUUUGCCUCUUUUGUUGGAAGAUCCUCUGCCCCCUGGUUGACUGGUGUCGAAGUCAUAACUGGGACAAGUGGGUCCUUCCGAAGAUCAUUCUCGUCAACGCCAUCCCCUUCCUCUCUUGCCUCUGAUUCCUCCACGGCCAGUGGAUUAGUGAUGCACGUGAGGCUCUUGUACUCUCUCCUCUUCCGAGGUGGCGGGAGUUGAACAGGGGAUUCCCUCGUGGGGACCAUGUCGAGUGACGCCUGCCUCAUGAGAGGCCGGUUACUGGUCAGGGAGCUCGUCUCUUCCUCGCUCAUUGUCUUGCCACUGGCCAUAAACCCUGAGCUUCUCAUCUCGUCCCUCGACAUGGUGUUAUUGCUGCUGAGGAAGGAGUUUCGCGAGCCGCUAAACGAUGUUCUGGAGCCCAUGGCACUGAUAGAGGCUCGCGAACCCUGGAUCGAAUUCCGAGAGCCCUGCAUCGAAUUUCUCUCCGCUUGUCUCUGCAACUGUUCCCCGAGUGGCGUUGGACGUGUAAGGGAAGGGGAGCCCCCGGGAUACUUGCGGAUCCGGUUGGGGGAUUGGGUGAGGGAGAUUCUUGGAGUUGGGGAAGACGGGUGGUCUCGCUUUUCGGGCGAAGUCAAGUAGUGUCGCAGCUGAGAUGGAUAGGAGAGCGGAGAGAUUGAAGGAAGGGGAUCCAGGAAUGCGUCAGGAGAAGUUGCCGCCAUGGUGGUGUGGUAAGGCUGGCUGGCCGUCUGGUAGGCAAAUUCGCCGUAGAACGCGUCAGGGUCGUAGUGUCUCAUCUCCUGGACUGAGGCUCUGCUGCGCGGGCGGUAGGUGGCACCGAUCCCUCCAUUCCUGCUGGCGCCAGUGGUGCUGCCCGCCAGAUCGAAUCUCGCGCUGUUUUUCUUCAUGGAGCUACGCAGACAGCAGCAUCCGACACAGAUGACGACGAUUGUUAGAAUGACUGCCACUGGCCCCAGGAUCACUCCUAUGAGGACUGCAGGCUCAUCCGGGAGAGAAGUGAAGAAGUCGGUAAUCUUUUCAAAAACACCCUCAUCACUGCCUGUCGAUGUUGUACCAGGAGUAGUUGUGGGUGUGGUCUCUGCAGUGUUUGUUUGUGAUGUGGGUGUGGUUUCAAGACUGGUGGUAAGUGUAGACUCCCGGGGGACACUGGGACUUGGUGUGUCUGUCGACACAGACAGAGAUCCAGUGCGUUCCGAUACUGCUGAUGUAGAAGAAGGUCCCUCACUUGUUGGUUCAGGCAGUGUUGACGAAAGGUUUGGAGUCAGUGAAAUAGCUGGUGUGGGAGACAACUGAGUUAUUGUGGGCGUAAAAGUUGACGAUGGGUUGUUGGCAGCCGAUGCAAGUGAUGUGGAUAAAACUGUUUGUGAUUGGGUGACUGUAGCUGGACUUGAGGUUCUAGUACUGCUGGUCAUGACAUCAGUGAUAAUAGGAAAAGCUUUGCUGGAAGUAUGUGUGGAGGAUGUGGUUUCUGAGCUGAU
Messenger RNA from Geodia barretti, 5388 nucleotides. The record is from the annotation of a GenBank genome assembly. NCBI's taxonomy places the organism in Eukaryota, Metazoa, Porifera, Demospongiae, Tetractinellida, Geodiidae.